CUUUAAUUAUAUAUUUUCCUCCAUCUCCACCUCAGCAUACACACAUUAUUUAUGGUGAAUUAUUAAUUAAUCUUCAUCUUCUUCAAUUCAUUAUAUAUAUAUGUGUGUGUGUGUGUGUUGAGAGUAUAGUAUAUAUAUGAUGAAGAGGGAGAGGACGGCGGCGGAGUGGACGAGGGGGCUGGUGGGGAGCGAGUUCUUCCGGCCGUGCGGGGAGCACGCGGACAGGCGGAGGAACGAGAGGAACGUGUUCUGUAUGGACUGCAACGCCGGGAUAUGCAAGCACUGUUUGAGUUCUCCGGCGCACCCGGGCCGCCACCGCUGGCUCCAAAUCUGCAAGUACGUGUAUCGGGACGUCGUCCGCCUCCACGAUAUCCAGAAACACUUCGACUGCUCCACUAUACAGACGUACAAGAUCAACGGGGAGAAGGCGAUACAUAUAAAGCCACGGCCGAGAUCGAAGAAAGACGACAGCGGCGGGAAGACAAAUAAUAAAUGGGGCUGUGAUGCAUGUGGGAGGCAUCUCCAAGAAUUCCCUAUUCGCUAUUGCUCCAUUGCAUGCAGGGUUUCAUCAGAUGCAAGAUAUAGAGACAAGAUAAUCUCAUUUCAGAUUUCACAGUUUGGUGAAGAAGACUUCUCCACAAAAGAGAACACAGAAAAUGAGUCUUGCACUUCCUUGUUAACUGAGUCUUCUGAGCGUAGUAUUUUUACUCUUUUACCCUCCGCAAGUCGGUUCCACGGCCACCAGAAUGUUCCGAUCCCCGUCGCGCCCCCACGCGCUGCCACCCAGUUCCACGUGAAACAAGUCCAUUUCCCAAAACGCCCCCGUCCCCGUUCUCAAACUCCACGCUCUCCAAUGGCCAAAUCCGUCUUUUCCAUUACCCCCAUGCGUAUCGAGCGCGAAAAGCAAGUAGUGGGGGACCCACAUUCUCCCGAAUUCGCUGUUUUUAUUUUAUUUUUCUCUCUAACAGUUCGCAACAAAUCGGAGAGGAGAGAACAGAGAAAAGAGAGAAGUUCUCAACCUCUUUCAAUGGCGUCCGUCAUGAUCGAAGCCUGCACAAGGAGGAGGAAGAGGAGCCGGCGGGGGCCUUAUCCGUUCGAGAAGUUCGCGGCGCCGGGAACCGUCGACGGACUCAGCGGCGGCGUGUUCAGAGACGACGUCCGUUUGUUCCUCCAGGAAUUCGCAGGGGUUGAGGACUACUCCGUCGCCGGAAUGCCUGUUUGGUCUGUCUGGCUCGUAGAAUCGUCGAAUGGAGCUUUGUUCCCUCUCUAUAUUGUUGAAGAAUCGGUUCAGUCCUCUCCCGAGCCUUUCUGCGACUACUGCAAAUUUGCAGGCUGGGGUCACCAUUUCGUGUCGAAGAGAAGGUACCACUUCAUAAUUCCUGCAAAUGCGAACUGGGAGAAGCCUCUGGGAAGCGAUUGCUUGCAGAUCGAGGCUCCUCAUACGCUGCACGGGAUUAUUCACUGCAACGGAUAUGGGCAUUUCCUAUGCAUCAACGCUCUCUCCAGAGAGGAAUCACAUUCAAAUCUGCGAGGAACUGAUUUCAUGGACUUCUGGGAUCGCCUCUGCACCGCCCUGAAAACCAGAAAUGUGUCUGUGUUUGACGUUUCUAUGAAGGGAGGGAUGGAUUUGAGAUUACUUUAUGGGGUAACUUAUGGGAUGUCUUGGUUUGGAAAGUGGGGCUACAAAUUUAACAGGGGAAGCUUUGGGGUGACAGAGCAGAUUUACCAGAAAGCUAUCGAGAGUCUUCAAUCCUUGGGACUUGAUAAGAUCCUGAACGAUUUCCAGAAACUCUGUCCAGGAAGAAGACGGAAGAUCAAACAAGUCAUUGAAAAGUACAGGGAAAUGAGCGAGGAGACAUUGAUCACAAUCAGUGAGCUCUUGCAGUUCAUCAUGCGUUCUCCCGCCUUCACAACUCACCAGAUUCAGAAAACUAAUUAUGACAAGUCAAUGCCCGGAGCAGGAAAACGCAAUAAUGGUUAUGAAUGUGAUCCCAUCCCUGCAGAAGGGUUUCUGAAUAUGCUGGCUAAGAGCGAUUGCAGGUGGUCUUUGAAGAGGCUAGAGAUGGUUUUGUGUACAAUUGUGGACCUUCUGAAAGAAAGAUGUGGCGGGAUGAUGACGAGGCAAGAGCUGAGAGACCGAGCAAGACUCUGCGUCGGGGACACCGGUCUGAUCGACUAUGUGCUCAAAUCCAUCAGCUGCGUCUCUCUAGGGAAUCACACCGUUCGUCGGAGCAGAAAUCCCAUCACUAAACUGCUGGAAUUCAGCAUCGCCGGCGAAACAGAGGCUGAGAAGUUCCCAUUCCUAGAGGGGGUGGUUCACCCGUCGUCUACCAGACACCCUUCGACCAAGAGGGUCGAGUUCCUCGCCCCCUGCGGCAACAAUGUAGGCGGUGGAGACAUUUACGACGACUUGAAGUUGCUCUACGACAGUGUACUCCUCGCUUAUCCCGCCGGGAGGGUGAUUCUGGACAGCAAGCAGUUCGUGAAGGAGUGGGGGUCAUUCCAAGAAGACGCUACUGCGGAGAGGAUGGCAUUGACCUGCCAAGUCCUGCCGAGUUUUGAGGAGCUGGAGACGGAGUUGACCCGGCCUCUGUCGCCGGGGGAAGUGGUGGUGGUUCCGGGGAGCAUCACGAUAGGGGAGCUGAAGAGGGUGGCUCAAUCUGCUCUGAGGGACACCUACUGCGUGAUGGAGAGGUUGGAGGUGAGGCAGGUCGGCGGGCUGAGGGGGAUGGAGGAGGAGAGGGCGGUGAUGGGGUGCGUCGGCGGCGGCGCACACGUCUGGGUGAGAGGGCGCGGCCUGGAUUUGGAGACGGAGAUGAGGUACCAGGAUGGCGGGUCUACGACGAACUCGACGGUGGAGUGCAUUUGUGGGACGAGGGAGGACGACGGGGAGAGGAUGGUGGAGUGUGAAGGGUGUCAGGUGUGGCAGCACACAAGGUGUUGCUGUGGAAUUGACGACGGCGAGGAUGCUCCGGCGGUGUUUCUCUGCCGUGACUGUGCUGCUGCAGUAGUUGCUGGUGGGAUUCGAAAUGGAUAAUUAUAAGAAGUGUGUUUAUUAAGAAGGAACUGUAAUACGUACACAUUGAUUAUUGCGGAGUAUUAUAUCAUAUCAUCACUUGUAAUAAUCUUAUUGUUAUUAU
Messenger RNA from Cuscuta campestris, 3140 nucleotides. Lineage: Eukaryota; Viridiplantae; Streptophyta; Magnoliopsida; Solanales; Convolvulaceae. The record is from the annotation of a GenBank genome assembly.